AUGGACUUGAAUCUUUCUGCUCAAUCGUAUUUUAAGCGAAUGUUUCAGGAGGUCCCCGACUUGAAGGUCCUUUUACUAGAGAGAGAAACUACUAGAAUAGUCUCUUCUAGUAUAACUCAGUCAAAUCUCUUAGAGCACCAAAUUUAUUUAACUGUCCUUGUUGAAAACCAAAGAGAAAAGCUUAGACACUUGAAAUGCAUUGCGUUUCUGAGGCCAACAACUCAGACCUUACGUUUUCUAUGUGAGGAGCUACGUGAUCCAAAAUAUUCAGAGUACCAUUUGUACUUCUCCAACAUCUUGUCCAAAAGCUUUCUGGAGCGAUUGGCUGAGUCAGAUGAUUUUGAGGUGGUUAAGAGUGUUCAAGAAAUAUUUUUGGACUAUUUGGUAGUAAACAAUGACCUCGCAUCUUUAAAUGUACCUCACAUAAUCGAUAACACUCCAGACUCCUGGUUGGAUUCUUCCUUAGAGCGUACUCAACAAGGCUUAAUCUCACUUUUACUAUCUUUGAAAAAGAAACCUUUGAUUCGUUAUGAUGUAAAUAGUUUCCUUAGCUUAAAGCUUGCCGAAGAAAUCGGAUACGUUACACAGAAUGAAACUCAGCUAUUUAAUUUCCGAAAGUCUGAUACUCCUACUAUUUUACUUAUAUUGGAUAGGAAGAAUGAUCCAAUUACCCCAUUAUUAACGCAAUGGACAUAUCAGGCCAUGGUACAUGAGCUUUUUGGAAUAAAUAAUGGACGUGUCAGUUUUCAGAAUACAAGCGUACCAGGUGAGACAACUGAAAUUGUUUUAAACCCUACUCUUGAUCCAUUUUAUAACGAAACACGCUUUGAUAAUUUCGGAAAACUUGGUGUCAAAAUCAAGGAAUAUGUGUCUCAUUUGCAAACGAAGUCUAUGAAAAAGGCUAAUGAAAUUGAAAGUAUUGCUGACAUGAAACAGUUUUUGGAAACCUACCCUGAAUACAGAAGGCUUUCUGGAAAUGUAAACAAACAUGUUUCCCUAGUUAGCGAAAUCUCGUUGAAAGUUCAACAGGAGAACCUGUUAGAGAUAGGUGAAGUAGAACAAUCAAUGGUUUGCAAUGAAGCUGAAGCUAUCAAUUUUUCCUACAUUCAAAGAUUGAUAUCCUCUAGUAUCUCAGAAAAUACAAAGCUUCGUUUGGCUUCGCUGUAUGCACUUCGAUUUGAAAAGAUUGACCCUGCGAAAGUAGCCUCUCUUCAAGGACUGUUGUUGGCAAAUGGUGUGAGUCCUAUAAAAGCUGCUAUCAUUCCGACUUUACUACACCUUUCAGGAGCCGGCGCUCGGCAAGGAGAUAUUUUCCCACCUUCAAACAUAUUUUCGAGAGCUCGUAGUGGAUUCAAAGGAUUGCGAGGUGUAGAAAAUGUUUAUAUACAACACAAUCCCUUCCUCAAAACAAUUGUUGAAGACUUAAUACAAGGGAAACUAAAAGAAAGUACACAUCCAUACUACGACGUUGAUGUUCCGGCUCAUAAUGCUCAUGAAAAACCUCAGGAUAUAAUUAUCAUGAUGGUUGGUGGUGCCACGUAUGAAGAAGCGCGCUUUAUUUCUGAAAUUAAUGCCACGCAUCCUGGAAUUCGAGUGGUCUUAGCCGGAACGACGAUCCAUAAUUCUUCUUCCUACAUUGAUGAUAUUAUCUAUAUGGCUUCGAGAAUUAAAUAA
Molecule: messenger RNA, 1674 nt
Organism: Schizosaccharomyces octosporus yFS286
Lineage: Eukaryota; Fungi; Ascomycota; Schizosaccharomycetes; Schizosaccharomycetales; Schizosaccharomycetaceae
Product: vacuolar sorting protein Vps45
Exons: 4
Coding region: 1-1674 (557 amino acids)
Biological process (GO): vesicle-mediated transport; intracellular protein transport
Cellular component (GO): Golgi membrane
Source: RefSeq, a predicted model, not a curated record